UACUCUCGGGAUAGGUUUAGAGCACUGUCUGUAGUGGGGAUUGUUCAGUUGUUGUCAUUGAUGUAUAGAUAAUUUUGUGGAUUUUUUUUGUAGACUUCGGAUAUAUUAGUUCGUUUGUUUUUCUGGAGGAUAAAAUCUAAGUGGAACAUAUUUACUGAAGUUUUUCGAGAUAUAAGUAUUCGACAAAGACGUAAUUAAGCUAAGCGCACCUCUAAUUGCGUUUGGAUACACUCGUUGAUUCGUUUGAACUAUGAAGUUAUCAGUUAGAAUUCGAGGCGACUGGUUCGCAGUACCAUGUAAAGGUACCGAGAAAAUAUCGUGGUUUGGUGACGAGUGUUUAAGAAGAUUUUACAAAGCUAAAAGUAAUGUAGGUCACGCUAAAGAAAGGGUAUUUGAGAUCCGGAAAGCUAAAGGUGGAGCUAUUUUAGACCGGGAUGAUUUGAUCAAAGAUGUACUGGAUGAUAAUGACUUUCUUACUGUUGUUUUGGACAGUGAUAUGUCAAGCCCAGCAACUGGGCCUGCUGAAAUAACCUAUGUUGAUGAAAAAAUAGAUCAGGCCGAGUACAAAAAGUCUAUUGAGUACAUAUCAUUGGAUGGUAACAGUCUAUCUACAGAUGAACUGGUUAGAAUUGGUAAAGGGGAUUACCUGGUGAAGUUGACAGUGGAAGCGGAAGAGAAGGUGAAGAAAUCUAGGUUGUUGGUCAACAGUAUAUUAGAUUCCAAGAAAGUGGUAUAUGGUAUAACUACUGGAUUUGGAAAGUUUUCUAAUGUUACGAUUGGUACUGACAAACUCGUAGAACUACAAGAAAAUUUGAUCCGCUCCCAUUCUGCAGGAGUUGGUUCACCAUUAUCACCAGAGAGAACCCGGAUGUUACUAGCAUUACGUAUUAAUAUAUUGAGUAAAGGGUAUAGUGGUAUAACACUGGAAACUCUCAAACAACUUAUUGAUGCUUUAAACGCUAACUGCCUACCAUGGGUUCCAGAAAAAGGAACAGUCGGAGCUAGUGGUGACCUUGCUCCCUUGUCCCAUUUAGCUCUCGGCAUGUUGGGAGAGGGUAAAAUGUGGUCUCCUAAAAGUGGAUGGGCGGAUGCGAAAUACGUAUUAGAAGCUAACAAUUUAGAACCAAUCAAAUUAAAACCAAAAGAGGGUUUAGCUUUGAUUAAUGGAACUCAGAUGAUAGCCUCAUUGGGAGCUGAAGCUGUAGAAAGAGCCGAUGCUAUCUCAAGACAAGCUGAUGUAAUAGCUGCUUUAACAUUGGAUGUUUUAAAAGGAACGACUAGAGCCUUUGAUAGUGAUAUUCACCGUGUUCGUCCACAUAAAGGCCAGAUAAAGGUUGCCCGUAAUUUACGAUCUCUUCUUCAUUCUGAAACUCAUCCUUCAGAAAUUGCUGAAAGUCACAGAUUUUGUCAGAGAGUUCAAGAUGCUUACACUCUUAGAUGUACACCACAGGUACAUGGUAUUGUUAACGAUACCGUUGAUUUUGUACGUGGACUUUUAACCACCGAAUUGAAUAGUGCUACAGAUAACCCGGUAUCCUUUCAUAUUAUAACGAUGGUGUUUGCUGAAACUAAUGAAGUAGUAUCUGGUGGUAAUUUUCAUGGUGAAUACCCAGCAAAGGCAUUAGAUUAUCUGGCAAUUGGUAUACAUGAACUAGCCAAUAUGAGUGAAAGACGAAUAGAACGACUCGUCAAUCCAGCAUUGAGUGAGUUACCGGCCUUCCUGACACCAGAAGGUGGUUUGAAUUCUGGGUUUAUGAUAGCCCAUUGUACAGCUGCAGCUUUAGUAUCUGAGAAUAAAGUUCUCUGUCAUCCAGCCUCUGUUGACUCCCUAACAACUAGUGCUGGAACUGAAGAUCAUGUGUCAAUGGGAGGAUUUGCUGCUAGAAAAGCUCUGAGAGUUGUUGAACACGUUGAACAAGUGUUAGCUAUAGAAUUAUUAGCUGCUUGUCAAGCGAUUGAAUUUCUCCGACCAUUAAAAACAACGAUUCCAUUGGAAGAAGUAAUAAGACAAGUCAGGACAGUGGUGGGACCAUGGAAGAAAGACAGAUUUAUGUCCCCUGAUAUAGACGCUGUUACUAAACUUCUUCAAGAGGAGAAGAUUUUCAAAACAGUGAAGCCUUUGAUGGAUAAUUACCAUUCGUGCCAGUCGCUAGAAACCAAAGUUUUCUCUCCUACUUCUUCAUUUGUUGUUCCUACUAAUGGUCCAGUUCAUAAAAGGCGGAAAAUGUCCAAACAUUAGGCCCCACGCCCCCGUGAACCGGGAAUUUAAAAAAUUCCACCGACCACAUUUUUGGAGUAUGGUUUAUUGUGCUUUUAAUUUGGUGAUGGUUCAUUUAGUUUUCCUAGUAUAUAUUUUGGAGAAAUGUGGAUAGAUGUCAAUGAACACUUAUAGAAAAAAAUCUUCCAUUGGUUAUGGUAUUAUAGUAUUUCAAUUCAAAAUUUUAUGAAGAAAAUAAAUACUUUUAAUGGUGUG
Molecule: messenger RNA, 2473 nt
Organism: Lottia gigantea (owl limpet)
Lineage: Eukaryota; Metazoa; Mollusca; Gastropoda; Lottiidae
Exons: 23
Coding region: 251-2239 (662 amino acids)
Biological process (GO): L-histidine catabolic process
Cellular component (GO): cytoplasm
Molecular function (GO): histidine ammonia-lyase activity
Source: RefSeq, a predicted model, not a curated record